CUGCUGCCGCCUCCUGUCCAUAUCACUCUUGGAGCACUGACUGGUUGUUUCCAUAACCAAUCCGAGUGCUCCAAGAGCAUUAUGGAGAGACAGACAGAUGGACUAAGCCCUUUAUUAUAUGAGAAUAAUCAAUAUGAAGAACAAGAUAAAUUGAUACAUAUUCUAUUUGGGGCACAACCAUGCCUUGUUUAAAUACAAGUAACAUACCACAGCCUUUAAUCUACCAGAAACAACUACUAGGUUUAAACAACAUUGGUAGUUGCCUAAAAUAUUGUCUAUGCUAACACCUUCACUGCAGCUAAGUAAUGGUAGACACUUAGUAUAAAGAACCUGUGGCUGGCUCAGAGAAUUGUUAGCUGGAAGGUUUGGUACUUUCCAGCAAAUUCCAACAUGACAAAGAUGUCCAAGGUCCAAAACUAAUCACAAUGAUCAAGAAACAGAGGCAACAUUUCUUGCAGGUUUAUUCAACUUAAUAACACCAUGCCAAAAAGUGUUCUGUUCUUUAAGAACAAAAUUAAGCAUUCAAACUGGAAUAAAUGAAAAUCACAUUACAGUAUAAACCUGGAUCUCUUGCUAAAAGCAAACUUCUACAUUAUGGCAAAUGCCAUUAGUCAACUCACAAAGUGAUAUUCAGUAGUAUGUCUGAUGUUUUCUUAUCCCAAGAUGUGACUGCAGCUAACUAUCCGCAUCAACAUGUACUUAUUUGUCGUUUUUGCAGAAAUGUUCAGUUUAAAAAGUGACUUUUCUGCUUGAGAAGUACACUCAGCAAAAGAAUCACAAGUUUCAAAGACUGUUCUAUGUGGAAAUUGCUACCUACCCCAUUACCUGGUUGAGUGAAACCAGACUAAGAACUUUUGCCAUGGCAGCUUUUCUACUGGGAGCUGUGCUGCUUAUUGUUCAACCUCAUAUAGUGCCUUCCAGACCAGCUGUACAUCCUAAGGAAGAGGCUCCUUCUCAGUCUGUUCAGAAAGAACUUUUAAAGAAAACAUCUCUCAAAAAUGACUUUAAAGAAAAUAUUCAUUCUAAUGGAUCUCGCCAGCAGCUACCACAAACGAUCAUCAUUGGAGUAAGAAAAGGUGGAACAAGAGCCUUAUUAGAGAUGUUGAGUCUCCAUCCAAAUAUUGCAGCAGCAGAAAGUGAAGUCCAUUUCUUUGACUGGGAAGAUCAUUAUGGAAAUGGACUACAGUGGUAUAUUAAUCAAAUGCCAUUCUCUUAUCCCUGUCAGAUCACAGUGGAAAAAACCCCAGCAUAUUUCACAUCACCCAAAGUGCCUGAAAGAGUUUAUAACAUGAAUGAAUCAAUAAGAUUACUCCUUAUUUUAAGAGAUCCAAGUGAGAGAGUAUUAUCAGAUUACACCCAAGUGUUCUAUAAUCAUGUGCAAAAGCACAAGCUGUAUCCUUCCAUUGAACAAGUUCUGAUUAAAGAUGGUGAACUCAACGUGGACUACAAGGCAAUAAAUAGAAGCUUAUAUUAUAUUCACAUGGAAAACUGGUUGAAGUACUUCCCUCUUGGUCACAUUCACAUUGUAGAUGGGGAUAAACUAAUCAAAGAUCCCUUCCCAGAAAUAGAGAAGGUAGAGAGGUUUUUAAGGUUGUCGCCUCAAAUAAAUGCUUCAAACUUUUAUUUCAAUAAAACUAAAGGCUUUUAUUGUCUAAGAGACAGUGGUAGGGAACGUUGCUUACAUGAAUCAAAAGGAAGAGCACACCCACAAAUAGACUCCCGUUUACUUGAUAAACUGCAUGAGUAUUUUCAUGAACCCAAUAGGAAAUUCUUUGAGCUUGUUGGCAGAACAUUUGACUGGCACUAAUUUGUGGUAAGUUAGUGAUAAGCUUCAGAGCCUAUAUUCCACUGUACAUUUAGAACUUUUAAAAAGGGCAUUUAAGCUAUAAUUUAUUUGUAAAUUCCAUAAAUACUUCUGUACAGUAUUAGAUUCACAAUUGCCAUAUAAACUAGUUAUAUUUUUCUACUUGUUAAAUUUGAAAGCAUUUUGUAUUGUUUUACAUGGUUGUUAACAUUGUGUAUUAUGUCUCUAUAUGAAAGAACUGCGGAAGAUGCUCUCCUGAGAUUGUCUUGUCUUUUUAAUAAAUAAGAAAUUCAAUUCGAGAAAAGUAAUCAGAAUGACCCAAAUCUUCAAAACACUGUACCUAGGCUCUCUUUUUUCGUUGUUAAUGACUAUUUGAGCUUUAUGCUUCUAUUUUCUUUCUUUUUAACAUCUUAGGUUUAAUAUUUUAAAAUAUCUCAAUGGUCAGCAAAGUUUUCCAAGCUGCUUUAUACAAUUAGGUACAUGGUAUGUCGGAUACAUUUUGGGACACAUGCUUGGAACAACAGAAUUUUCUGUACUAAGGGAAGUUAGCUACAGGACUUGCCUUCAUAUUUAAUGUUAUAACAAGUGUCCCUGGAAUUCUUUGGCAGUACAAUGCUUGUUUCAUGGUGGACUUGUAAAGAUUCUAUGGGGACAAACUCAUAAAAGCCAGUUGUCUACAGAAUUACAGUCAUCAUGAGAACUCCCUUUAUUCUCUGAAUGUGCAUGUAUAACAAAAGAGAGUGAAGAGAAGGAUUUAAGCAAUACUGAUACAUUUAAAAGUUUCUCACAAUUGUUCCUAAAUUUUAUAGCAUUUCUGUUUCAGAAUUACUUAAAACCAACAUCUACUCUCAAGCAGACGAGGUGGACCAACUUCUAGAAUCUAAAAACCUUACUUAUUCUAAGACACAUGUACAGUAUGUUGUUCUGGUUGAAUAUAGUAAGUAACAAAAGCAAAUGCAAA
Molecule: messenger RNA, 2765 nt
Organism: Gavialis gangeticus (Gharial)
Lineage: Eukaryota; Metazoa; Chordata; Crocodylia; Gavialidae
Gene: HS3ST1
Product: heparan sulfate-glucosamine 3-sulfotransferase 1
Exons: 3
Coding region: 860-1807 (315 amino acids)
Molecular function (GO): [heparan sulfate]-glucosamine 3-sulfotransferase activity
Source: RefSeq, a predicted model, not a curated record